UUCUAUUAUUUGCAAACUUACUAGCCUGCGCGUGUUUGGAUUAGCGAGAGGGAGGUUCGAGGCAAUUCAAUCAGAAGAUGGAAGAGUACUUGCAGUACGUGAAGGCUCUACGCUCUCAAAUGAAUGAUGUGGAAGAUCAAGCAGCAAAGGCAUCAAUGGAAGAGCACGCUCUCGUUUUUACUAUUGGAGUCGUGAUCUCAACUCUGGUUUUUCCUUUGCUUCGAAUUACUCUUGCCUAUCUUUGAGUGUGAAUUGCUUGUUUGUUCGACACUUGUUUUUCUCCUAUCUGUUUGUCUUUAUUUUUUUUAAUCGGUGUUUCAUUAUCUUCGUCCAAUUAUUCCAACAAUUCACAUUAUCUUGCACUUGGCCACUAUUUAUCUUGUUUUUUUUCCACUGAAUCUAGG
Messenger RNA from Linum tenue, 404 nucleotides. The record is from the annotation of a GenBank genome assembly. Lineage: Eukaryota; Viridiplantae; Streptophyta; Magnoliopsida; Malpighiales; Linaceae.